Rubroshorea leprosula is the source of this 1258-nucleotide messenger RNA. The record is from the annotation of a GenBank genome assembly. NCBI's taxonomy places the organism in Eukaryota, Viridiplantae, Streptophyta, Magnoliopsida, Malvales, Dipterocarpaceae.
CGCUGCAUUUCCGCACCUCUUGUUUUUCCCUUGGACCACGCCAAAAUGGCUUCUCUCCGAACCCCAACCGUCCAAAACCCCUCCCUCUCUCCCUCCUCCAAAACCCGUCUUCCCUGCGCAACUUCCUCCUCCAACAACCUCCGCUUUUCCCCGGCUCCGCACCGACGCCUCAUCAUAGUCUCCUCUUCAGCGUCUUCCAACAAAUCGACGGUACUCGUUGCUGAAAAAUUUGGUGAAGCUGGUAUCGCCGCUUCCCGCAAACCGACAGUACUUGUUGCUGAAAAGCUUGGAGAAGCUGGUGUCGAGCUUCUUAGGAAGUUUACCAACGUCGUAUGUGAGUACAACCUCUCCCCUGAGGAGCUCUGUGCCAAGAUCUCUCUCUGUGAUGCGUUGAUCGUGCGGAGCGGCACCAAGGUGACUCGUGAGGUGUUUGAAGCGUCUGGAGGAAGGCUCAAGGUCGUUGGGAGAGCUGGUGUGGGGAUUGACAAUGUGGAUCUGGCUGCUGCUACUGAGUUUGGUUGCUUGGUUGUCAAUGCGCCCACUGCCAAUACGGUUGCGGCGGCUGAGCACGGGAUCGCGCUCUUGGCUGCCAUGGCCAGGAACGUGGCGCAGGCUGAUGCUUCAGUGAAGGCUGGUAAGUGGCAAAGGAACAAAUAUGUUGGUGUAUCCCUUGUUGGUAAGACCCUUGCUGUAAUGGGGUUUGGAAAGGUUGGAUCAGAAGUUGCAAGGCGAGCCAAGGGACUUGGCAUGCAUGUGGUGGCCCACGACCCAUAUGCUGCAGCUGAUCGUGCCCGUGCAAUAGGUGUGGAUCUUGUGAGCUUUGAUGAAGCCAUAUCUAGUGCAGAUUUCAUCUCCUUGCACAUGCCUCUCACUCCAGCUACAUCAAAGAUCCUCAAUGAUGAAACUUUUGCAAAGAUGAAGAAAGGAGUUCGAAUUGUUAAUGUAGCCCGUGGGGGAGUUAUUGAUGAAGAGGCUCUAGUGAGAGCACUGGAUUCUGGAAUUGUGGCUCAGGCAGCGCUUGAUGUCUUCACUGAGGAACCACCUCCAAAAGACAGCAAGUUGGUGCAGCACGAGAAGGUUACGGUGACUCCACAUCUUGGUGCAAGCACUGUUGAGGCUCAGGAAGGAAAUAAAAUCAUGGUUAAAUGCUAAAUUUGGUCCCUCAACUUUAGUGAGUUGCACAUUUUGGUCUCUCAACAAUUUUUUGCACUUUUUUGAUCCCUCAACUGUACGACAUGCACUCUGUUAGUUCUUUUGU